UAUGAAGACAAAUUAAUAAACCGUUACAAGAAAAGCCUCUCGUUUUCUUCCAAGUUACAGUUUCCAUUUUUUUCCGAUUCUUUUUCUUCAACAGCUUUAUACUGGAAAAUGGAAAUACUACUAAUUUGAUAAUCUUAUUGCUUUCUAUUUAUUUUUCACACUUCACACACGCAUUUGAUACGCAUUGGCGUAUAACUUUGUAAAUACUACUAUUUCUGACCAAAACUGCAAAUUUCUUCUUUUUCUUCUUCAAGAGAAGAGAUUUGGGCUGGCUUGUUUCCUGUUCAUGCUCAAACUAUGUUCUAACCAUCCUCACAAUUCAGUUCAUUUGCUGCAGACCUUUAGAUUAUAGUGUUUCAUGUCUGGGAAUCCGAUGGGUGAUGAUGAUGAUGAUGCUUUGUCUGAGAUUUGUGCUCUAAAAGAUGCACUAUGUGAUCAGCAGGAGCUUCUGCAGAAGCUCUACAAUGAGUUGGAUGCAGAGAGGGAGGCCUCUGCCUCCGCUGCCAGCGAGGCGCUGGCUGUGAUCCUCCGGCUUCAGGGGGAGAAGGCGGCGGUGAAGAUGGAGGCCGAGCAUUACAAGAGGCUUGCGGAGGAGAAGAUAUGGCACGCUGAGGAAUCUCUAGCCAUGGUUGAAGAUGCAGUUUAUCAGAAGGAAAUGGAGGUGGCUGCUUUGGACUAUCUAGUGCAGGCUUAUAGGUAUAAGUUGUUGAGGAUUGGUUAUGUUGAUCACGGCUUCAAUGGGGAGACAAGCCGCAUGCCAUGUAGGGGGAAGACGGUUGAGGAAAUGUAUGUGGAUUCGGGGAAAAAGAUCGAUAGCUAUUGGGUGAAGAUUAGGAGGUUGAAUGAGAAGGUGAAGGAGAUUGCAGGAGGGAGGAGUGAGACACGGUCUCCCUCUUUGUCCUUGUCUUCUCGUGUGAGUAGAGGGAGUUUGUAUGAUCCCACCACGAAUGAGGGCAGUUUGUGUCAACCAAACAAGAUGAUGGAUGGUAGUGGUCAGGCUGAGAGUUCAGAUUGUGUUGCUGCUGCUGAUAAUUCUUGUUCAACGAGCACUCAUGACGUGUUUGAAGUUCCACAAGUUGAAGGGAGGUGUGAACUGAUGGAGAAAGAUGAAAUCAAGAAUUUUGAAAGAGAAAAUGUCGUUUUGCCAGAGGCUGUGAAGUUGUGUGCUAGAGACGAGCCCAAGUGGCUCAAUAUGAUGUUGCAGUCGAGCCAAGUGAGUGAUGUUGAGUGUCGUUUGGUUGUUGCACCGCCAGAAACAAGCACGGCUCAGUUUCAUAGGAUGCUGAGUAAAGUUGGUUUGAGAUCAGAGAUUGUUGAAGAUGACAGACCAGUAAAAUGUAGUACCACUAACAGAGACGAACUGAACUUGUUGAAUGAGAUAUCUGAAAAGGUGAAUUUGUUGCAUGAUGAUAUCAGGAGUUUAAAGGCAACAAAAGCAUUCUCUACUAGAGAAGAAGAAGAAGAAGAAGAAGAAGAGCCAUCCUUGGCUAUGGCUCUUCUAGCCGAGGAAAUGCUCUCCUUUUGGCUCUGACCUUGUGAUGGAAGUUGGGAUCUAUCUGCAGAUCUCAUUGAAGCGUUGAUUUUAGAUUUUUGUGGUUUGUAUUGUGGAUUUUGGUUGCAGCUGCAUAGUUCUUUUGUACAUAAUGUAUACAUAUAACAAGAAUGUCCUCUCUCUCAAUAUCUUGUAAUCAGGCAAGCAUAAGUGUUCUGAUUGUGCAGAUCAUAUGGAGAAAAGGCAUAAAACUGGAAAGUUUACUCAUGAAGCACUAGAAUUAUUAGCAACGAGGGAGGCACGUCCCAACUACAUAUCGCUCACCAGCUCCAUCUCCAUCUCCGGCAUGGACUUCCCUGAUAGGAACGACUUGAAUAGUGUCAGAGCUUGCUUCGGCUUAUGUAGGGAAACUUCAUGGCCGGCUCCUCUCACUGUCACGUAUGUCAGUCCCUCGUAUUCUUCUGUCCAUCCGCCUACCUGUUUGCCAAACACAGCGAAUAUUCAAGUUGAUCACUGACUGAUCAGAAUCAGAGGGGGGUGGUGAGGUGAAGAUAGAAAAGUUGACCUGGCCAUCAUCAUACCAAGCGUGCCACGGCCUAACUGUACGAAGCUUCAUAGCAUCUAUGUUGUAACGGGUUGAUGUCACCGGAAUCACAGCAUUUGUGUCACCACUGUCAAGGUGUGGAACAUUGUAUAAGAAUUACUCUUUUUUCAAGAAAUGGAAAGGCAUGUUGUAACUGAUACACAAAUAUUGUGAAAUGGAGGAUUAGGCCAAAGAAUGGAGUCAAUUUUGAACAAAGUUAUGAUCUGGCUGAUGAUGAACAAAGUUAUAAUCAAUGGUAUUGAACACAGCUAUAUAUAAACUAGGCUAUCUUCUACUUGAUGAAUUCAUAUCUGAUAUUUGUUCUAUUUCACAUAAAUAUGGAGAUUCAAAAGUAAAAUAGUUCCCUUUGUGCA
This is a messenger RNA of Salvia splendens (bonfire salvia), 2449 nucleotides long. RefSeq lists its product as uncharacterized. The record is from RefSeq and is a predicted model, not a curated record. NCBI's taxonomy places the organism in Eukaryota, Viridiplantae, Streptophyta, Magnoliopsida, Lamiales, Lamiaceae. The transcript has 3 exons. The coding region runs from base 359 to 1531 and encodes 390 amino acids.